GUAAAGUCAAUUUAGUUUAGUGCGAAAGAAAAAAGAGUGAAGUAAAGAAUCACAUGUAACGCGUGGUUUGCGGUGCGCGUGAGAUGAAAAAAAAUCAAUUAAAUUAACAAAAAAAAAAAAAAAAAAAAAUAAACUUAAAAAGUUUUCAGAACUACAAAAAAAUAUUUAAAGAGACAAAAAAUAAUAUAAAAGUGUUCGAAGAAAAUUUUUCCAAAAAAUGUUGCAACCAACAAACAAGUUUACAACACAUUUAAAAUCCACCGGCGGAUGUCUCCUCACACUGUUCGUUUUAAUAUUUGUAUUUUCCAUUACCACCUUGGCUUUCAUGGAAGUGUUGCAGGACACAAAGAGCGCUGAAAGCAAUAAGAAGGCACAAGAAAAUGAAAUUAAUGAAGAAAAUGAGGUCAACGCCACAGUGGUCAGAGUAUUAAUGAGUGCCAACGAUCAACGAGUGUCAGCAAAUGGUGAAAAUGUCAGGAAAUUUUUGCUUGUCAAUAUAGAACGAGAAAAUGAUACCGAAACACUGUUGACAAGAACAAUAAAAGAGCAGAAACAACAAUUACAACACCAACAAUAUAAACGCGAUGUAGGCAAUACAGCAGAUAAUCAAAAUAACAGCAACCAAAGUACCGUUAAACAAGGUUACUACGAAGAACAACAACCGGUACUCGUACAUGCCGAAACUCUGCCCACGCUUGGUCGGCGUCAAGAUAAUUUUGGUGCGCCACCUAGCGCUUAUCAGGAUGCCUAUUAUGCGCAUCCCGGCUCUGUGUACGAUGACGAAGAAGAGGAUGACUCACAGGAGAGCGCCGAUGGUUAUCCUUAUGAGCAGCGACCAGCAGCUGGUUAUUAUGGCGAUGAUAAUGACGAUCGUAAUGCUGGUGAAGAGCGUGUUGGUGGUGAAGCGGAGAGUGUUAGCGGUGAGAUGGAGAGCGUGGGUGAGGGACGUGCUGCAGGCAACUCUGCUUAUGACUCCUACUACGGGCAAUGGCAUUACGCGACACCAGCACCGGUACAGCGACCGAAUGGCGGUUGGGAGGUCGGUGGUAAUCGGCAGUUGCAGAAUGCCGAACGUGAUCCUUAUGCUGCUUACGAUGCCGAUGGCCCAAUGGAGGAUUAUGAGUAUCCUGGUGCUUUAACGCCAUUACAAAAACAACAAUACGAACAACAGCUAUUAAAACGCCAACAACUACAACUACAACCUAGACCGCAAAACCGCCCACAACAGACCACUAUAAUAGAGCAACAACAGCAGGCGGUCCAAGGGGCCGACCUGCACAAUCGACCAUCCACCACCAGCAACAACAAUAGCAGCAACAACAACUCGCCCACUGAGAAUUCACUGUUAUCCACAUUGAAAAGCCUCAAAACCAUGUGGGAGAUUUACCAGGCGUUUUCUGCCGCUUGGAAUACGCUCGCGACACACCGAGAACGACAAGAGCAACAACAACAAGAGGCAGCAAAACGUCGUCAACAGCAAAUCGCACAACAAACGCGUAUCAAUUCGAAAAAGCCGCCCAAAAUCGGCGCAAACGAUAAAUACACACAAAGGAAUAGCAGCAGCAGCGUGGAGAGCAGUGAGGUGACGGGCGGAGCUGCCCCAAAUGCGGCAAAACGAGUUAAGCCAAACAACAGAACGACUAAAAAUCCUAAAACGACGACAAAAACAACAACAACAACGCAAAGUACGACCUCAACUGAGUUUGUGGCGAGCAGCGAAGUGGAAGAGACGGUUGCCAACAGCAGCAGUAGCGGCAACAAAAGAAACAAUGGCUCAAACGGUGAUACGAUGGCGCGCCAAAAUGCUCAGGGUAACCGUGAGAAACGUCAAGCCACUGACACAGCUGUGUCGGAAUCGACUGAUGUGGGUGAAGGGCGUUACAUCAAAGGCGAUCCACUGAAGGGCUACUACGAUUUUGUCAUCACCGAAGGCUCGUACAAAUUCUGGGCUGUUUUUCAGACUGGCACCGCAUUGCUGAUUAUUUACUCAACUUUCGCCGCCAUUUACUACUCGAAAGUAAAUCCAUUGGUGUCCGAUUAUGACUACACCGACUACUUGGGUGGCGCACGAUCGUUGACUGGUGGCGACGAUGACUUUAUCGAUGAUGACAAUGACGGAGAGGGCGCUGGUAAAAAGGCACGACGCAGCAGCUGGCUGGAUGCGAUGUUGCCACGCGCGGGACGCACAAUUAAAUAUGUACUCGAUGCGCUCGAUAAACUGCCCGUGGAUCAUCGUGAGGCGGAUGAAGCGAUGCGUAACGAACGUGCAAGAGUGGCGACGACAAAUGGACAGGCGAUUGGUGAAGAUGAUGCAACAGGAAAUGUGUAUGAAAAUGGAAAGGACGAUGGCGAUGCAACGAGACAAACCGGGGAGGAAGUUGGUAGUGAAACGACGCCUAAAGAAAUGGAGACAACGCAGCGGCAAGUGCGCGCGUAUGCGGCUUGACGGCGUUUAUGAGUGUAUGCUAUAGUAAUUUCUACCUUUGAUUGGUCACGAGACGCACAAGUACACGCUCAUUUAUAUACUUAUAUAUGUAAUAUGCCUCACAUAUUUUCAGGCGCUACAGCUUUGGCAGCUAUAAAAGUGCGCUGCCAUAAAUUCUCACGCAAUUAUUUACAAUAGUUUUCUUUAUUUACUGCUUUAUUUAUUUUUGAAUUUUUUUAUUAUUUUUUUUUUGUAUAUAUUUUUCUUAUUAUUACUGGUUUGUAUCAUGCUUGCUUCACGCGCUGCUUGCAUGCCGUCUGCUCACAUUAACGUUAUUUAUUUGUAUGCAACCCAUUCGUUGCUGCAUUUAUUUUCUGUUUUUUGUUGCGUUGCAAUUUUCCUUUUUAACUUUUUUAAUUUUUAAAUUUUUUUAUUUUUGUAUUUUCAUUUAAUUUUCUCUCCUUUGUUCACGUUCUCUCAUUGAUUUAUGGCGUAGAAUUUAUGUGGCACACACUGCCAGUCGCUGUGGCACCAACGCAGACGACACAUUUGGCACUGUCAUUGCCUUCGCAUAGCAAUUUCGACCACAGCUGCCAGUUUGUAGUGCUUUAAUUUCACUAAAAGACAUUUGAUUCAGCAGUAUUUGGUUUGGCAUUAAGCGUGUUCUGCGAACAGACGCAAUCGAAAAGCAAUCCAUUUCAUUUUUAAAUAGUAAUAUUUUAAUAAAAAAUUCUGUUUAUGUUUUUAGGUACAUAAGUGAUCGUAUUUUUAAGUAAUUAAAAUGCACUCGAAGGUCUUUUGGUGAAAUGCAAUUUUGUGUCUUGUGGCCGAACAUAACUCUUUAUAUAAAAAAAAAGAAAAUACAUAGAAAACACUAUAACGGUAUAUAUAUUUAAUGUAAAAAAUAAUUGUCUUAUGAAGGCACAGUAAGCUAUAAUAACUGUUAAUGGUAUAAACGAAAAUAAAUUUGUACGAAAAAAGUAAAAUUAGUAUACAUUUAGGAGCGGAGAAAAUUUAGACCAUUGAAA
Molecule: messenger RNA, 3453 nt
Organism: Bactrocera oleae (olive fruit fly)
Lineage: Eukaryota; Metazoa; Arthropoda; Insecta; Diptera; Tephritidae
Source: RefSeq, a predicted model, not a curated record